This is a messenger RNA of Amorphotheca resinae ATCC 22711, 1815 nucleotides long. RefSeq lists its product as hypothetical. Bases 1 to 1815 code for a protein of 604 amino acids. The transcript has 3 exons. NCBI's taxonomy places the organism in Eukaryota, Fungi, Ascomycota, Leotiomycetes, Helotiales, Amorphothecaceae. Gene Ontology annotation, molecular function: RNA binding. The record is from RefSeq and is a predicted model, not a curated record.
AUGGGGAAGCGAAGUCAUAAAGAAACAGAGGCGGUCGAGAAGCAGUCCAACGGGGUUCGCGAUGUCAAAAGCUCAAUUCUGGUUGAUGACAAGGCUGUUGACCCAACCCUAGCCCUGCUCUUUGCCUCGAGCGCAGGACCGGUUCAACCACCUCCUAAAUCCCGUUAUGAACAGCCACCUCCACCUAAAAAUAACAAUGUCGAGGCAGACUCCGCUGAAGAAUCCGACGAGGAAGAGGCUGGGUCCGAGGCCGACGACGAUGAUUUGAGCAGUGUGGACAAAGAUCUUGAAGAUGCAAAUAUUGAAGAUCUAUCAGAUGAACCUGAAGAAUCGGAGGAGUCAGAUGAAGCCGAAGAGGAGCCCAAUCUGGACAAGCUGAUUGAGGCAUCUACCAUUAAACCUGAACGAAGUCGCAAGAGGAAGGCGGAUGAGGAAGAUUUAGAGAGCCGAUACAUGCAGCAAUUGGCGAAAGAGGAAGAAAAAGAGGAGCAGGAACGACAAGCUGAGCGACGAUCAAAGCGCCAGAGGUUAGCAGCGAAACAAGAUGCGGAUAAGUCAGAGGAGGAGAAUCUCGACGAAGACAUGGCAGAAGCUUCAGAAGACGAAAAUACGAGUGGCGAUGAUGAAUCGGAUGAAAAUACUAGGACUGCUCCAUCAGACAUUCCUAUGCACGAAUCGUUAGCGCCAAGCAAAGAUGCGGUUGAACUCGAGAAGGCCUCGCGGACAGUCUUCCUGGCCAACGUCUCUACCCUCGCAAUAUCCUCCAAAUCGGCCAAAAAGACUCUCCUAGCACACAUGGCCUCCUUCUUCCCCGAUAUCCCUGAAGCAACCGAAGGGAAGCCUGCCCACAAAGUCGAAUCUAUCCGUUUUAGAUCCACAGCCUACGCUGGAACCUCUCUCCCCAAGAAGGCGGCUUUUGUGAAAAAAGAUCUUAUGGCAGCCACAACAAAGAGCACAAACGCGUAUGUCGUCUACUCAUCCGCAUUCGCAGCCAGAGAGGCAGUCAAGCGAUUGAACGGCACCAUGGUCCUCGACCGCCAUCUCCGUGUAGAUGGAGUAGCCCAUCCAGCAAAGACAGACCACCGCCGCUGCGUCUUCGUUGGCAAUCUUGGAUUUGUGGACGACGAAAGCAUGCUUGACCAAGGCGGAGAGAAUGAGCGCAAGCGCUCCAAGAUACCAUCUGAUGUGGAAGAAGGUUUAUGGCGACAAUUCAGUAAGGCAGGAACAGUAGAGAGUGUACGAGUUGUACGGGACGAGAAGACCAGGGUUGGAAAGGGCUUUGCCUAUGUGCAAUUUCAUGACCCGAAUGCAGUCGAAGCCGCACUCCUUUUCAACGGAAAGAAAUACCCGCCAAUGCUACCCCGCAUUCUGCGCGUCGUCCGCGCAAAAGCAGUUCGUAAAACGGCGCUCGCAUCACAAGCAGCGCGGUCUGGCUCUAAAGCCCGAAACGCCAAUAAGGAACGUAUCUAUAAUCCCAAGCUUUCCUCCGAAGCGGCCUCCCUCCAAGGCCGAGCCAGCAAACUUUUAGGUAAAGCUGGAGCUGCACAGUUAAAGAAGAAAGAGGGGAGUGGCGCUAAUAUGACGGAGCUCGGGAAGAGGGGGCAGGGGCAGAAGACUGGACUUGAAGGAGGGAGUAAGAUUGAAGGUAUUGCGAAGACGCCUGAGAGUAUUGUGUUUGAGGGCUAUAGAGCAAGUGCCAAAGCUGGCAAGCCACGCUUGAAGAUUGGUAAAGGUGGGGGAAAGAAUAAGGGCAAGCCGAAGACAAGGAGUAGUAAGAGAGCGAGUGACUGGAAGAAAUCGGGUGGGAAGAAGUGA